UCACUUCCGAGUGUAGGUUAGGCUCCCUCCCCUCACACACACCCUCCCUGAAAGGUGUCGGAGAGAGAGGCUCAACCAACAACAAGUUGUGACAAAUCCUUUUUUUAUCAAGGACAGGGAGUUCGCACAAAACUCAGGUUGGGCGGUGAGAACCAUGCAAGUGUUUCACUGAAUGGACCGAACGGAAGAAUCGAUUUGAGUGGAAGUUUAUUUAUCUUCUUCUUUCAGUUGAGCCUGACAUACCUCCUCAUCCUCUCGUCUAGGCUACCGCCUGCGUGUGUAGGGAGCCGAGGACCCACCCGAAGACACACUUUAAUGCUGUGAUUUUUCGGUUGUCUUCUCGGUUCAGGACUGAUUUAAAGGAUUGGAAAUGCCUGGGAACGAGAGAGUUUCUCGUCUCUUGAAAAUUAUAAUUCAAAAGCCAGGGAACGACGCGUGCGCAGACUGUGGUGCGCCUGAUCCUAGUUGGGGCUCCUGUUCCUUAGGAGUGUUCAUCUGUGUUCAAUGUUCCGGGAUCCACAGGAAUAUUCCCGACAUCGGAAUGAAGGUCAAAUCCCUCAGCCUCUCCCGCUGGGAAGACCAGGAAGUGAAGUUCAUGGCGGAGAAUGGGAACGAAUUGAUGAAGCAGAAAUAUGAGGCGUUUGUUCCUGUCUACUACUACAAACCUACCCACAAAGACUGCCAGGUCCUGAGGGAGCAGUGGAUCAGAGCGAAGUACGAGAGGAAAGAGUUUACAGGGGUAGGGAAGAAACAGACCUAUGAGGAGGGAACGAGGGAUGGAAUGUUGAUGAAAAGGGGGCGGGACAACGGCCAGUUCCUCAACCGACGAUUCGUUCUCUCAGAAAGAGAGGGGACACUGAAAUACUUCACCAAGUAUGAUGCCAAGGAGCCUAAAGCGGUGAUCAAGGUGGACUCUAUCAACGCAGCCUUCCAGCCAGAGAAGAUAGGUAACCCCAACGGACUACAGAUCACCUACCUGAAAGACUACAACACCAGAAACAUCUUCCUCUACCACGACAACGGCAAGGAGAUAGUAGACUGGUUCAACUCUAUAAGGGCCAUCCAGCUCCACUAUCUAAAGGUGGCCUUCCCAGGGGCUAAUGAUGCGGAGCUGAUGCCCAAAUUGACCCGGAACUUUCUGAAGGAGGGCUAUAUGGAGAAAACAGGACCCAGGCAUACAGAAGGGUUUAAGAAGCGUUGGUUCACCCUAGACCACAGACGUCUCAUGUACUACAAAGAUCCCCUGGAUGCCUUUGCCAAGGGUGAGGCAUUCCUAGGGCACCAGGACCAUGGUUACAGAGCUAGCCCCGGCCUUCCCGCCGGAACCCACUGCAACGGCGCCUGGCAACACGGCAUCACCAUAGUAACACCCGAGCGCAGCUUCCUGUUUACCUGCGAGACGGAAGCUGAGCAACAGGAUUGGCUGAAACACUUCAAUGAUGUCAUCAGCAUCCAGAUGUCCCCUCAGGAGUACUCCAUGGAGGCUAUGUUCAGACACAAGCAUUGAUGGACCCUUCCUUCCCCCAUCCUCCUCUCCUCUACCCGUCUUCUGUUCCUCCUCUCUCCUCCUCUCCUUUACCCGUCUUCUGUUCCUCCUCUCCUCCUCCUCUCCUCUACCCGUCUUCUGUUCCUCCUCUCUUCUCCUCUCCUCUACCCGUCUUCUGUUCCUCCUCUCUCCUCCUCUCAUCUACCUGUCUUC
Molecule: messenger RNA, 1699 nt
Organism: Oncorhynchus mykiss (rainbow trout)
Lineage: Eukaryota; Metazoa; Chordata; Actinopteri; Salmoniformes; Salmonidae
Source: RefSeq, a predicted model, not a curated record